AUGGUAACAACACUUCUGCAUGGAUUGCUAAACAGUGAAAAAGGAACGAUGAGCAGUAUUUUGAAUGUUCAUGAAACCAUUACUUUCGAUGAUUCAAUUCAUCGAAUUGAGAACCAUGCAUACAAACCGUAUGGACAAUCAGUAUUUGGGUAUAAUGAUUCAGUAUCAAUUGUCAUUCAAAAUGAUAACAGUUACUUAUUACCUUCAGAAAGUAGAUUAUUCAUUGAAGGAAAAAUAGUAAAUACGGCUAAAACUAAGGCAACUGAUGCUAAUUUAGGCAAAAACUGUGCACUUUUCUUAUUUUCAGAACUUCAAUAUCGUCUUAAUAAUGAAGUUGUUGACCAUGUUCGUAAUCCUGGAAUUACUACACUUCUGAAGGGAACUGCAUCUUUUACACCUGAUCAUUCCAAUAUACUGUUAAAUGCAGGAUGGGGCUCAGUUGCAAACAUCAAAGAACUUGUAGAUAGUAAAGGACAUUUCAACUUCUGUAUUCCUUUGAAAAUGAUAUUUGGCUUUUGUGAAGAUUAUAAAAAAAUUAUACUCAAUGCACAACAUGAAUUAGUUUUAAUUCGUAACAGGAAUGAUACAUCGUCCGUAUUAGCAACUAAAUCAGAUCCAGAUGUGCAAAUAAUACUGGAAAAAGUGUGGUGGGAAAUGCCUCAUGUGCAUGUAGCAGAUAAAAAUCAAAUUCCAUUGUGGAAUAUUUUGAAAAAUGAUAGAAGUUUAAGACUUGCCUUUCGUCAUUGGGAUUUAAUAGAAAGCAUAGCACCAGAGAUUAAUUUUUGGUCCUGGCAAAUUAAGUUCACAACACAUCUGGAAACUGCUAGAUAUGUAAUUUUGGGUUUUCAAGUUGAUAGGGAAGCCUAUGACAAAGAUUCUAGUAUAUUUGAUAGUGUAGAUAUAACAAAUUUGAAAGUGUAUUUAAAUUCUGUGCGAUAUCCAGAAGAAAACUUUCUAUGUGAUUUUGAAACCAAAACAUUGGCUCAUGCAUAUGAUUUAUAUUCAAGAUUUCAGCCUUCAUAUUAUAUUUAUAAUGGAUUAAGUAAUCCACUUUUCAGUCCAAUUGAAUUCCAUAACAACCCCAUAUUUGUUAUUGAUUGUUCACAUCAAAAUGAAUCAAUAAAAUCCUCCAUAAUAGAUGUGAAGAUUGAGAUAGAAACAAAGAAUCCGUUUAAAAGAAACACAAUGGCAUACUGUCUUGUAAUACAUGAUGUUAUUAUUGAUAUGAACCCCACUACCAACCGUGUGAUAAAACGUGUGCAGAUAUAA
Schistocerca piceifrons (Central American locust) is the source of this 1269-nucleotide messenger RNA. RefSeq lists its product as uncharacterized. Bases 1 to 1269 code for a protein of 422 amino acids. The record is from RefSeq and is a predicted model, not a curated record. NCBI's taxonomy places the organism in Eukaryota, Metazoa, Arthropoda, Insecta, Orthoptera, Acrididae. The transcript has a single exon.